AUGGAAUCUCUAAUACCAGUCAUAAACAAACUACAGGACGUUUUUAACACAGUGGGUUCUGAAACAAUACAACUGCCUCAAAUCGUUGUUUUGGGAACACAGAGCUCUGGGAAGAGUUCAGUCCUUGAAAACUUAGUUGGUCGAGAUUUCCUCCCUAGAGGACAUGGAAUUGUGACGCGGCGACCACUUGUUUUACAACUUAUCCAUGUAGAUGAGUCAGACCAUGCUACACGGGUCGCUGAAGGUGAUGGUACUUCAACCGAAUGGGCAACAUUCCUACAUACAAAAAAGAUAUACCGGGAUUUCGAUGAAGUUCGUAAUGAAAUCAAAAGCGAAACGGAUCGGGUUGCCGGGGCUGGAAAAGCUGUAAGCUCCGAGCCUAUCAACUUAAAAAUAUUCAGCCCACGUGUUCUCAAUCUCACUUUGGUUGAUCUUCCUGGCAUUACAAAGGUUCCUGUUGGUGAUCAGCCUGAGGAUAUCGAAACAUUGAUCAAUGAUUUAUGUCUUCAUUACAUUAACAAUCCUAACAGUAUAAUUUUAGCUGUUACACCGGCCAAUGCAGAUAUGGCUACUAGCGAAGGUCUUAAGCUGGCCAAAACAAUCGAUCCUGAUGGCCGCCGAACUUUAUGUAUUCUAACUAAGUUGGAUCUAAUGGACCAUGGAACAGACGCCCACGAUCUUUUAUUGGGGCGUGUUGUUCCAGUUAAACUCGGCAUAAUUGGUGUUGUCAAUCGUUCUCAAGCCGAUAUUAAGGCGGGUAAAAAUAUUGACGAGGCAUUACAAGAUGAGGCCAGUUUUCUGCAACGACGUUAUCCAUCUCUUGCUAGUAGGAAUGGCACCCCAUUCUUGGCACGGACAUUAAAUAGACUUUUAAUGCAUCAUAUACGGGAUUGUUUGCCAGACUUGAAGACACGUGUGAAUGUAAUGGCUGCACAAUUUCAGAAUCUUUUAAAUACAUUCGGAGAUGAAAUCGAAGACCGAGGACAACUUUUGCUGCAGAUUAUUACAAAGUUUAAUACUGCUUAUUGUAAUACAAUUGAUGGAGUUGCGAAAGACAUUGAAACGACUGAGUUGUGUGGUGGCGCUCGUAUUUGUUAUAUAUUCCAUGAAACCUUCUAUCGAACAUUGAGUAAAAUCGAUCCUUUGGGUGGUUUAUCUACUCUUGAUAUUCUAACUGCAAUACGAAAUGCUACCGGACCAAGACCUGCUCUAUUUGUGCCAGAGGUUUCUUUCGAAUUGUUGGUAAAACGACAAAUCAGGCGUUUGGAAGAACCGAGUUUACGAUGUGUUGAAUUAGUCCAUGAAGAAAUGCAACGCAUCAUUCAACAUUGUGGUGCUCAACAAGAACUCCUUCGGUUUCCGAAACUGCACGAACGUAUAGUCGAUGUGGUCACUUCUGUAUUGCGCCAGCGCCUGCAACCGACCAAUCAAAUGGUUACUAAUCUAGUCGCUGUUGAGUUAGCCUAUAUAAAUACUCGACAUCCUGACUUUCUGGAAGCGCUAAGUACACAUCGACAACAGGCUCCAGGAUUAGAGAAUCUGUCUCUUAACGACCAACCGGCAACACAGGGAUCAAUUUCAGGAUCUUCACUUCGUACCAUUACUGCUUCACAUCUGACUCGUCGCCUACCUGGAACUCUUCAGCACGAAGAACAGACCAGUUCACUUAAUGUUAAUGGUCCAUCCUCAGAUCAAAAUCCAGAGAAUCUGCAUAUUGGACUAAGCCUUACUCCGGACAUUCAAACGGAAGUUCAACAGCAUAAGCUAACACCAAAUGAACGACAUGAUUGUGAAGUUAUUGGGAAACUUAUUCGUUCCUAUUUUCUAAUUGUUCGAAAGAACAUACAAGAUACUGUUCCAAAAGCAAUAAUGCAUUUUUUAGUGAAUUUUGUUAAAGAUAAUUUACAAUCAGAACUUGUCGGUAAAUUGUAUAAACAAGAUGAAUACAAUGCAUUGUUACAAGAAAGUGAACGAGUAGCUCAGCGCCGAAGAGAAGCUUCCGAAAUGUUGAAGGCUCUUCAGAAAGCCAGUAUGAUUAUCGGUGAAAUUCGUGAAACACAUUUAUGGUGA
Molecule: messenger RNA, 2070 nt
Organism: Schistosoma margrebowiei
Lineage: Eukaryota; Metazoa; Platyhelminthes; Trematoda; Strigeidida; Schistosomatidae
Source: the annotation of a GenBank genome assembly